AUGGCGAUACUCCAUCAGUAUGACUACAUCUUUGCCCUGACCGUCAUCUUUGCCUGCCUCGAUGCAUGGAACAUUGGUGCCAACGAUGUCGCCAAUUCCUUUGGCACGUCGGUCUCGUCGAGGUCGCUGACCAUGAAGCAGGCGAUGCUUGUGGCAGCGGUCUGUGAAUUUGGCGGCAGUGUGUCUGUCGGAUCUCGAGUGGCAGACACGAUCCGGACAAAGAUUGUUGACCCUCACCACUACGACUCCUCUCCAGCCGUUCUUCUCCUCGCCAUGAUGUGCACUAUCAUGGGUUCGUCACUCUUUCUCACCUUUGCUACUCGACAAGGUCUGCCCGUAUCAACCACUCACUCUCUCAUCGGUGGCCUUGUAGGAGCUGCCACGGCUUCGAUAGGCAUUGACAAGGUCAACUGGGGAUGGCAUGGCGUCUCUCAAAUCUUUGCUGCAUGGGUCAUUGCCCCAGCCAUUGCUGGCUGUAUCGGUGGCUUGCUCUUUUUCUUUACCAAGAAAUUUGUCCUGACACGGCACACUGCUGUCAAGCGGGCGUUUUACUCGAUCCCUUUCUAUACAUAUCUCACUGUAGCAGCACUAACCAUGCUCCUCGUUUGGAAAGGAAUCCCUACCAUCGACCUCUCUGCCCGUGAUACCGUUAUCGCUGUCUUUGCCACCGCAACUGGAGUCGUUCUUCUCCAGGCCUUUUUCUUACUGCCUUAUCUUUGGACACGAAUCAUGCACGAUGAUUGGACUCUCAGAUGGUACCACGCUUUUCAAGGCCCAAUUCUACUAUGGCGAGCACCUCCUCCUCCAACGCCUGCUGGCUUCACCAAACCCCAUAUCAAGGACUACUAUCGUGGUCACCUCACCCGUGAGGAACUCGACUAUGUCCGUGCAUCCGAAACCCUCCUCGAGUCUAUACAGACACCCGAUGGCCGAAUGCCCGACUUUGACCGAGACGACACAUGGAUUCUCCCUCCGCCAGCCAUGACACCACCAAAGACUCCGCCGAGCCGUUUUGAGCGGCGAGCAUCUUCGGAAUUCAUCCCUCCUCGACCCGAUGGCUCAUGGAACAGCCCGCGUGUGAUGGCCUGGAAGGUCAACCGAGUCCUCCUGCGCGGUCUGGAGAAGGAUGUCGUGGCGAUGCAGAAGCGCAACAACAUCCUGAAUUGGGACCUCGAAGACAUGCACGCCAGGUCAGUCCACUACGACAACCGAGCAGAGUAUAUGUAUUCGGCCCUUCAGAUCCUUACAGCCGCAACGGCCUCUUUCGUCCACGGAGCCAACGAUGUGAGCAACGCCGUCGCGCCAAUCACCACGGCAUAUGAAGUGUGGCUCACCGGCGAGAUUCCUGAUUUCAUCGACAUACCUAUUUGGAUUCUCAUCGUAGGGGGCUCAUGCAUCGUCGUCGGCCUUCUCACAUACGGCUACCACGUCAUGCGCACGCUGGGGAAUCGUUUGACGCUCAUCUCGCCCAGUCGCGGAUUCUGCAUGGAACUCGCAAGCGCCAUCACGGUGCUAAUGGCGACGAGGCUGUCACUGCCAGUGUCAACGACGCAGUGUAUUACAGGAGCAACGGUGGGCGUCGGGCUGGCCAACGGGGACUGGAGGUGCAUCAACCCCAGACUCGUGGCGUGGAUCUACAUGGGCUGGGUGAUAACGCUGCCAGUGACGGGGGUGAUCUCGGGGUGUCUGAUGGGGCUUAUUCUUAAUGCGCCGAACUGGUGA
Messenger RNA from Fusarium keratoplasticum, 1722 nucleotides. Its product is annotated as Phosphate transporter. Gene Ontology annotation, cellular component: membrane. The transcript is spliced from 3 exons. Lineage: Eukaryota; Fungi; Ascomycota; Sordariomycetes; Hypocreales; Nectriaceae. The record is from RefSeq and is a predicted model, not a curated record. Bases 1 to 1722 code for a protein of 573 amino acids. Gene Ontology annotation, biological process: phosphate ion transmembrane transport.